GUCGAAUGUUAAAUGCUGGUUGAAGAAUUGGGAUCUUCGCGGGAAUAAUAAAAAAAAAAGGUGCACUUCGGAGCUAUUUGGGCCUCAAAAGAGUGGCUGAAAGUACAUUUGGACUUGGGUCUUGGUAGACGACGAAGAACACUAACGACUGAAACGGUGUCGUAUUGAAGAAACACACACAGAGUCGGAGAUCAUACCGGAGGACGACGAACCUUUCCAUCAGCUGUCCUUUUGCUCUCUUUAACUUCCGAUUAACUCUGUACUCAAUAGCCCUCAGGUCAUAUUGAUUGAAUUCAAGUAUUCUUUUGAUGGUGGCGCAUUGGCAGUGGGAAAACGCCACCGCCGGCGCCGUCGCGGGAUUCACCACCGUCGCUGCGAUGCACCCACUUGAUGUUGUUCGUACGAGAUUCCAAGUGAAUGAGGGAAGAGGAUUAAGUACUAGUCUCCCGACGGACAAGAACACAGCUCACGCUCUCUUCACCAUUACCCGUAUCGAGGGAUUGAGAGGACUUUAUGCAGGUUUCUUCCCUGCUGUCAUCGGUUCUACUCUUUCCUGGAGCUUAUACUUCUUCUUUUAUGGAAGAGCCAAACAGAGAUACGCUAGAGGCAGCAGGGACGACGAUGAGAAACUCAGCCCUGCUCUUCACCUUGCUUCUGCCGCUGAAGCUGGAGCCUUGGUCUGUUUAUGCACAAAUCCUAUUUGGCUUGUCAAAACAAGACUACAGCUUCAGACACCUCUUCAUCAAACCCGACCUUACUCUGGCCUAUUAGAUGCCUUUAGAACCAUAAUGAAAGAGGAAGGACCCAGGGCGCUCUACAAGGGUAUUGUCCCUGCUCUUGUACUGCAGGUUUCUCAUGGUGCUAUUCAGUUCACAGCGUAUGAAGAACUCCGUAAAGUCAUUGUGGAUUUCAAAGAAAGGAGAAGAAAAUCUGAAUCCACAGCUGAUAAUUUAUUGAACUCGGCAGAUUAUGCUGCACUUGGAGGCUCCUCCAAAGUCGCUGCAGUUCUUCUUACAUAUCCCUUUCAGGUUAUUCGAGCAAGAUUACAGCAACGACCUAGUACCAACGGAAUGCCAAGAUAUAUAGACAGCUUACAUGUCAUAAGAGAAACCGCGAGAUUCGAGGGUCUCAGAGGUUUCUACAAGGGUUUAACUGCUAAUCUUUUGAAAAAUGUGCCUGCUUCUUACAUCACAUUCAUUGUGUAUGAAAACGUUCUGAAGUUGCUAAAACAACAACCUCCAACGAAAUAAAGCAACAUAAGGAUCAGGUUUACAGCAGCUUUAGAGACAGCCUUACUCCUCUUUUAGAGAAUACUUGUUGGAAGCCACUGUACUAGGGACAUUCAUCCAACUUUCUCCAAGAACCGAGAGGGAAAACCAAAGGAUUCUGGCCACCAGAAAAGUCACAAACCUCUUCCUAAUAGACAACUAGUAUUGUGCUUUGAAAUGGCAUCAUAGGCAAGAAAACUGGUAGACUUGUUGAACUAAGACUAAUCAAAAUCAUCAUUGUUUUU
Brassica oleracea var. oleracea is the source of this 1513-nucleotide messenger RNA. RefSeq names its product folate transporter 1, chloroplastic-like. The coding region runs from base 309 to 1250 and encodes 313 amino acids. Gene Ontology annotation, cellular component: chloroplast envelope. Gene Ontology annotation, biological process: folate import into mitochondrion; nucleotide transport. The transcript is spliced from 10 exons. The record is from RefSeq and is a predicted model, not a curated record. NCBI's taxonomy places the organism in Eukaryota, Viridiplantae, Streptophyta, Magnoliopsida, Brassicales, Brassicaceae. Gene Ontology annotation, molecular function: FAD transmembrane transporter activity; folic acid transmembrane transporter activity.